Molecule: messenger RNA, 1062 nt
Organism: Saccostrea echinata
Lineage: Eukaryota; Metazoa; Mollusca; Bivalvia; Ostreida; Ostreidae
Exons: 3
Coding region: 1-1050 (349 amino acids)
Source: RefSeq, a predicted model, not a curated record
AUGGUGGAACGAAAAUCCGAUUGUUUUCUUCCAGACCUCGAAAACAUAUUCAUUGUUGUUGGAUUUUGUUGCAUCCUCAUAAUAAUCAACGUAUUGUGUGUUUACUGUUGUGUCAGCUGUCAAGUAAAAAGAAAACUCCGAUCUCUUCGCAUACAACAAGAGAAUGAUAGUCCCUGUAAACCCAUUUCAGAAGCAAUAACACGUAUCUACAAAAGUAUCAAUGUCUUUGAAGAGGAACAAAGUGAAACAUACGAUUUGGCAGCAAGUGUAAUCAAAAAAUCAAAUUUCGCCAUUACCAGCAGGAUAAAUGACAAAGAUAACUAUGACAAUGGGUUUUUCAGACUAUUGACACAGAGUGGUGAUUAUGAUAUGGCGUGGUCCAAUGCCUUGUCUUCUCCUACAUCUCCAGACGUUGAAUACGACCAUGUACAAAACGUUGGUGCAGCCUUGAUAGCACGUUUGCCAGAAGAAGAAAUAUUCAGCAAACAGAGUCCUCUUAUUCAAGACAUUUCUAGUGAAGUCAAUAAAAUGUGUAAUAAUGGUAGUGAUAAUGUUAACGAGUGUGUCAGUGAAAAGUCAACAGACUCAAUUAAUGGAUUAUCCCAUGUAGAUGAAAGGAAUUUAAAAUAUCAGACUGUUGCCAACUUUCAAGAAAGUGAUCUCAAUAACAUUGUUGGAAAUGAUGCACAUGACAAUGGCACACAGCAGAAGCAAAACAUAAAAUACGAGAAAAACGGAGCAAUAAACCAAAUACAUGAAAAACUCUCUACGACUGAUGAAACGGUUGUCGAGAAUGGAAAAACCAGAAAAGACAAAAAAGCGGGCAAAAGCUUAGAAAUGCAAAAUGGGAAGAGAGAUGUAAAUGUGAAGAAAUCAAAGGUACACAGAGAAAGUAAAACUGGCAAGGCAAGCAACAAUCUUCCAGAAUGUCCUUUAAUAAAUGAAGACACAAUGAAGUCUUCCUCACAAAGGUCAGGGAAAAUGGUGGACAAGGCAACGUCACUUCUAGUUGCAAACAUGAACAAAGUACUCUCUGAGACAAAACUGUAAAUAGAAAGUGGU